CCCUAUUCUUCAUUGCAGUUUUUACUUGGACAUGGAACGCUACGCGAAUUCUUUGAAAUGUUUAUCACGCGUGUAUUAAUGAAUAAUUAGCGAAUAAAACACACACACGAAACAAAAAAACCUAUGACGACAUAGUGACAAAGUGUAAUAGUCAACAACACCGCGACCAAUUGUUGACUGUAUUACGCGCGGGGUAUGCUGACUCAAUCACAACGAACGAGCGACAAAGGCAGCAGCAGCAGUAGAAGUAGAAGAUACGACGGUGACGACGGGGAUACGACGAGAUAAAGUCCGGCAGAGGCUUUUUCGCAAAAUUUUUAAUAUUUCUGUGCCACUCAACAACAACAAGCGAAGCUGACAACAACAGCAGCAACGACAAAUGCAUACCAAUUAAACCGCAACGACACACACACACACACCUUACACGCACACAAACACAAGCACCCACAGGGCGCAGACAGCACCCAACACCCACACACACACGCCCGCAAAACACAAACGCACACACACUCGCGGAAUGUCACAUUUACCAUUGCCGCUGUAUGGCUUCGCAGCAUUUUUUAUGAUUUUCUGGUUCGGCACUUGGUGUGUUCAUCUGAUCGCGAUCUGCUAUGGCAAAUACAAGCUGCACAAGAAGUCAUGCAAGCUGCCCACAGAAUCAUCCCCACUGCCGGGUGUCUCGAUACUGAAGCCAUUGAUGGGCGUGGAUCCCAAUUUGCAGCAUAAUCUGGAGACGUUCUUCACCAUGGAUUAUCCGCUGUACGAACUGCUCUUUUGCGUCGAGGAUAAACAUGAUCCGGCCAUUAAGCUGGUAGAACAGCUGCUGGACAAAUACCCGCAGAUCGAUGCCCAGCUCUUUGUUGGCGGCUCCGAUGUGGGCGUGAAUCCCAAGAUCAAUAACAUACAUCCCGGCUAUAUGGCGGCCAAGUAUGAUUUUGUCAUGAUCUCGGACAGUGGCAUCAAGAUGAAGGACGACACGUUGCUCGACAUGGUGCAGAAUAUGUCGGAGCGACAUGCUCUAGUUCACCAGAUGCCGUUUACCUGCGAUCGCGAUGGAUUUGCGGCCACCUUCGAGAAGGUUUUCUUCGGCACGGUUCAGUCAAGGAUUUAUCUCUCGGCCGAUGCAUUGGGCAUUAAUUGCCACACGGGGAUGUCGUGUCUGCUACGCAAAGCGGUCAUCGAUCAGCUGGGAGGAUUACGCGCUUUUGGCUGCUACUUGGCCGAGGACUUCUUCAUUGCCAAACGCGUCACAGAAUUGGGCUGGAACAUGCGCAUCUCCAAUCAGCCGGCACUGCAGAACAGCGGACUCUGCGACAUUGGCAGUUUUCAGGCUCGCCUCAUCCGAUGGGCCAAGCUCAGGGUGGCGAUGGUGCCGACAACGAUACUCCUGGAACCCCUCUCGGAGUGCCUGGUGCUAGGUGCACUGGCUGCCUGCUCGGCAUCGCUGCUGUUCGCCUGGGAUCCAUUGGUGUUUUACCUGGUGCACAUCCUCGGCUGGUUCCUCUCCGACUGGCUGCUGCUGUCGAUAGUGCAGCAUGGUUCGAUGCCGUUCCACAAGUUCGAGUUCGUCAUCGGCUGGUUCUUCAGGGAGCUAAGCGGACCCUAUCUCUUCCUGCACGCCCUGUGGAAUCCCGCCAUUCGCUGGCGUACGCGCACCUUUAAGCUGCACUGGGGCGGCAUCGCCUACGAGUUGCCGCUGAACAACACACCCGCCUCGGAGUCGCCGCUCAUUGCAUCACAGCAACAGCAGCAGCAGCCAGCGCCCACGUUGCUGACCGCAACGGCAGCAGCAGCUGUGACGGCGACGUCAACGUCCACAACGACGCUGGCAACCACAACGUGCUCGGGUUCGGGUUCGGGUUCAGGCUCAGGAACGGGGACGGGUACAGGAAGUAGUACGGGUGUGGUUACGACGGGAACACUGCCGAUGGCCAAGCAUCGUUUGCUGGUGUCGUAGCAGCAGCUAAAGCUAGUUACAAUUUGUUUGUUAUAUGCGUAAUUUGUACUUUAACUAGUUUCGAUUUGUUUCUUGUUUUGUUUUGUUUUUUUUUUUUUUCGAGAGAGCGACACAGCCAACUGCGAUUUGUACAACAGUAACAGUAACAGUAACAGUAACUUUAACAUCAACACAUCUUCAUCUGCAUCAAUCAGAUGGAAGUCGUAGUAGUAUUAUUACUAGCUAACAUUAACGUAAAAACCCUUUAGUCACUACAUAACUUAAGUUAGGUACGUGUAACGAUUAAGAGAAUUGGGCGCACAGACAAAUGAAAACAAAAACAUUAAACAUUAACUGUAAACAGUACACAGUACUAAGAUUAAGAAGGGGGGCCACCAGACCUUAUUUUGAUAAAUGGCAAUUGUACUUGAGCAGCAAAAGAAGAGAAUCUUCCGCUCACAGUUGCUGAUAGCGAAGGAAGGAAGGAAAGAAUGGAGGAAAGGAAGAGCGAAAACUAUUUGAUAAGUUAGUUUGUAGUUAGGUUUGCAACGUAAUGUUUGUCCAACAUUUGGUCAUGCGAUUUAGUUAGUAUUAGCAAUCACUUUUGUAUAUUUAUCUGCUGAGAUUGAUGAACGAGUUACUUAGUUAAGCUUUAGUUUUGUUUUUUUGAGUUUGAGUUCGAGAUCGAUUCGAUGUAAUUAAGUUAAGUUAAUUUAUUAUUUGUUAGCCCUACACAGAUACACUUAGUUUACUUCGUUUGUUUGCUGGAAUUACCCUUACACACAUACAUAUAUGCAUAACAUACAUAUACUAUAUUCAUUUCCUUGCUUAUCGCUCUGUAAAUAGGCUUCGCUAAACCGCCAUCGAAUAAAUUUAAUUUAAUUUAAAUAA
This is a messenger RNA of Drosophila nasuta, 2827 nucleotides long. It is a transcript of the gene GlcT, whose product is annotated as ceramide glucosyltransferase. The coding region runs from base 518 to 1957 and encodes 479 amino acids. Gene Ontology annotation, cellular component: membrane. Gene Ontology annotation, molecular function: ceramide glucosyltransferase activity. The record is from RefSeq and is a predicted model, not a curated record. Gene Ontology annotation, biological process: glucosylceramide biosynthetic process. The transcript has 2 exons. Lineage: Eukaryota; Metazoa; Arthropoda; Insecta; Diptera; Drosophilidae.